GUGCAAGUUGUCUGGGAGUCUCUGGGUAUUUUGCACCGUCGAUCCUGCUCUUGUAAAUAUAAGAGUGUGGAUUUCGCUGAUGGCAAGUCCUAAUACCUCGAUGCAGUAUGAAGGAGUUCCUGUCAGAGAAUAUCUGGAGAGGAUACACUUGCGUUUUGCUUUGAUCGAAUCGGAUGACCAGCUACAGAAAUUCACAGACAAAUACCUCAUUCAACUCAUCGAAAUCGCUGGCUUGGAGUCAACGACUGUUGGGAAGGUCCGCGAGAUUCUAAGUCAGUAUAAUCGACGGGUGAAGUCCAACGCCGCCAUAGUCUAUCCAAUCAAGGAGCUUCUAGCCUUGGUCAAGGAUAAAGGACUUGUUGCUGCUAAUCUAUCCCUGGUAUAUUUGCGAUAUGCUAGUGCAAAUCUCCAGCAAGAACAACAGAUUGAUCUCUUACCGCUUCUCUUUGAUACGCUUUCUGCUAAAGCUCACGACUACAACCAAAAUGUUGAACUGUUAUCUCUUUGCGUGCCGGGCUUCUUGAGUCUUGCGCAAAAGGACCAACAUACCUGGCCAAAGUUUGAACUCUCGGCGGAACUGAAAACUCUGCUAUUGCGGUUCUUUUAUUGCAUUAUGGCUUUCGAUGUGAACUCAACUGAAGACAUUGAACAAACUUGUGCUCUGAUAAAAGAUGCGAAGAAGGUUUUCACUUAUGGAAUGAGUGCGGAAGAGUUCGUCAUGGUAGCAGAAAAAGUGAUGAAUAGGAAAUUUAGUUUUGUGCAGAUCAAAUUGGCGGUGAUAAAGCUACUCAUUUCGGGUAUUUUCGAGGACCAAGCUGUUUUCUCUAUUCUGGCGUUGGGAACAGCGCAGAGCAUAGAGGCGGUAAGCGAUGCUGCUGAAUCGGCCAUGAAGAAAAUGGAUAUUAACAUUUCUGUGGAUAAUCGUGUUGUUGUUGAUGAGCUUAUGGCAAGCUACCUUGGCAUCAUAACACCUACUAAACCAGUGAUUGGCAACGUGAAAAUUGUUUCUCCUGUUUGUGCACCAAUGAAGCAAAAGAUUCUACAAUACCUUACCCGAUCAAAUGUUGCUCCGGUAGCUUAUAUGAAUAAUAUGAAGGUAUGCUUGGAGGGACUCACUCAUACUUCGCGACCUGAAUCAAAGCUGCUCAUAGCUGCCAUGAACUUCCUGGUAAAAGUCAUAGAAAAUAUGCCUGCCGCAGCUCAGAAGAAUUUUGGUCCCUUGCUUUUUGACAGAGUUCAGAAAAUACAAGAUUCUGAAGUUAAGAAUGGUGUUGCUCUGUCACUCAUGUAUCGAUGUCUUGGCAUACUUGGGAAAAGAGAUUCUGCCAUACUCACUGGGCAGGCUGACAUCAUAGGACGUACAUUCAAAAGUAUUGCGGAGAGUCCAGAUGAUGUAGCUUAUGCUGUUGUCGAUUGUCUCACACAAUGGUUGGAUGGUUUCCGGAAAUUGAAAGACGCGGAGCUGAUGGAGAAGUUGAAGACGUUGAUUCAAGAAUUCAUCACACAUCAAAAUCCCAAAUGUCGUCUUAUUGCCUUGAAGUAUAUGGAGGCUUUCCUAACUUCCAACGAAAUGGGUUUGAGAUGGACACUGUUGCAAGCUUGCGGAGACACUCGAGAUGAAAUUCGUGGAGAAGCUAACCGCUUAUUGGAUAUCUCCCUGCAGGCAGAUGUCUCGCCUGAACAAGUUGUUUCGUAUCUGUGGGAUCGCCUUAAAUAUGACAUAUUUGAUCUAGAGGCAGGAAAAGAAAAGUCCUCUUCUUCUGACAGUGUGACACCUGCUGUGCAUCAAAUGUGCUCUCGUUAUUUGUGGGCAGUUAUGGGUCGAUCUGUUGGCGUUCAAAUUGACACCAAAACUACUGACUCUGGUUUGGAAUGGUUAGACGUGUCACCGAAAAUAACUCGUCAACUGCAGCAAUUGAGCACUAGUACACAGGAGAAGAUGACAGCUAUCGCAUUGAAAGCCUUGAAUAACGCUCACGAUGUUCAUCCUUUUCACGUCGCCACUUGCUUCUCGACUAUAUGCUCACCAAGUAUUCCCAUGCCAUCAGCGGUAACUGCAUGUAUACAGCGUGCUAAAGGCACAACUCGGUCGGAGCUGGCGAAUGUCGCAUCUCAUCUGGCAGUUUCGCUCAUGAGUGAGAAGGAGAAAGAGGAGAUGCUGCCGUCAGUGCUUUCGGCGUUGGAAAAGCCUAAUGUUACGGCUGGAGAUUGUUGGCUGGCAAGCGCUUUCGUCAUAACUUGCCCCACAUCUACAGCUACUACAUUGUCAACAAUGAAUAAACUAUUAAAUAUCGCCGAAGAAGGUUACAAUAAGCCUAAUAAUGUGUUGGAAUCAGCUCUGGGUGCACUUUCCAAUAUACUGCGUAGAAUUUUGACAAAGGAUGAGAAGUUUGAACUGUCUGAAGAAGAUCUCGGUCGCGUGCUAGUUGUUUGCGAGAAGAUUGCAGUUUCGAGGAAGGAUGCUGUAUCGACAAAAGCACACGAAGAGUCGACUCGGGCCAUAGGAUUUUGUGCCACUACCAUGGACGAUGGACUCUACGAGAAGUUGACAUCUUCUUUAUACUCAAUUGGAAGUGGUCCUCCACAGCCUGAAGUGCAACUUGUUGUUGGAUCUGCCUUAUUUGAUGUUGCCCUUGGACCGUAUACAUCUUCACGGCGCAAUCUUUAUUUGGUAGCUGAGGAUGACGUCAAACUCCCUUCUCUACCCAGCGACGUUCAGCAGAAGUGUGAAGAUCGUUUGAGCCGUAUAUUGUCCAAAAUCUUCGAGAAACUUCCUUCCACAAAUCAUCAUGAACGAAGAUCUGCACUUGUUUGGUUGUUCGUUAUAGUAAGAAAAAGUUCUAAAGCCAAAGCUGCUGUUUUGCACGGGAUGUUGGAUAGAAUCCAGUCAGCUUUUGGGAUGGGACUAUCAGAAACAGAUGACUUCAUCCAAGAUAUUGCUUCAAACGGAGUAGGGUUAAUCUACGAAUUAGCAACGGCUGAGCAGCGCAAAGCCUUGGUGAAUGAUCUUAUGUGCAAUAUAUCUGAAGGGAAACCGUUUGCGGCUGUCAAACUCGACUCAAAUUCUGUUGUUUUUGGCAAGGAACAAAACAUCACUGGCCCAGAUGGACAGCAGUUGAGCACAUACAAGGAAUUAUGCUCGUUAGCUACAGAUCUCAAUCAGCCUGAUCUUGUUUACAAAUUCAUGAAUCUCGCAAGACACAACUCUGUGUGGAACACUAAAAAGGGUGCUGCACUUGGAUUUGCGGCUUUGCUUGAAGAAGCGCGCAGCGAACUUGAUCCAUAUAUCAGUCAGCUUGUGCCAAAGUUAUUUAGGUAUCGAUAUGAUCCAGAUCUCAGAGUGAGGCAAUCUAUGCGUUCAAUAUGGUCUGUUCUCACAUCAUCUAGACGAGGAAUUGUUGAUGAAUUUGCCGAUGAAAUAGCAAAAGAGCUACAGAAGCAGCUCACGAGUGCAGAAUGGCGUGUGAGAGAAUCCUCAUGCCUUGCUCUCUCUGAUCUGGUUCAAAGCAAUGAUACACCGUACAUUCGAUCUAUCGUUGCUGAGUUAGUCUUGACCGUAUUUCGUCUUCGCGAUGACAUAAAGGAAUCUGUUCGCCAAGCCGCUAAUCGUGCAAUAGCGAGCCUUGGAAAGUUAGUUGUUCGGCUGUCCUCCGAGACAUCUAAAGGUCAUGAUCCUCAUGCAUUUCUUGACUCUUUCCUUCCGGUGCUUAUUCAGAAUGGUAUACAUUCGGACACAAAAAUCAACAAGCAGUUCAGCAUUUCUCUACUUUUGGAGCUGGCUAAGAAGGCCGGAACACAAUUGCGUCCGUAUUUGCCCGAGCUGAUUCCGUCUCUCAUCGACGCUAUAAGUGAUACUGAACCAGCAAUAUUGAAUUAUGUUGCUGCUCGCUCAAGUCUUGCUGAGCUAGAAAUGCUAGACGAUGCACGAGCCCAAAUCGCGCGCACGUCGCCAAUCAUGACAGCCAUUCAUGACCUCAUUCCUCAGAUUGAUAGCAAUGUUCUGAUUGGUGUUCAACCUCGCUUGUGCGAGCAGCUCCGUUCGAGUGCAGGUGCCAGCACGAGAACAGCAUGUGCUCAACUGUUGACAGUAAUGGCAUUGAGAGCGCCGCAGCUGCUUAUGGACCACCCCGCUCAAUGCGACAAAUUUUUUAAUGCACUCAUUGCUGGAACCAGGGAUCGGAACCCAUCUGUGAGAAAGCAUUUCGCCAGUGCCGUUUCAUAUUUAGCAAAAUAUGCUUCUUCGACUUCCUUUGGCGCUUUGAUGAAAGCUCUCUCGAAAGAUUUGUUAGGAGAGGACGAAGCUAUGAAACAGUCUGCUAAAUAUGUUCUCAAAAGCUUGUCAGCAAAUUGUCCGGAAUUACUAGAAGGCUACUCCAAACUAGUUGUGCCCUGUAUUUUCCUAGAAAAGUGCCAGCCAGUUAUCCGCGGAGACGAAGCGUCCAAAAAGCGCAAUGAGGAAUGGUGUGAACUUUGGAAUGAAUUAGUGCCUAGUACGGAAGCAGCUGUUCGCCUUUACCGUCAAGAAAUACUGACGUUUGUACUGGAUAUUCUCCAGAAUAAUGACGUCUGGUCUGUCAGAGCGCAAGCAGCUAGAAUGCUUACGGAGACGAUGGAAUGCCUCAAGGAUAGAGUAGAAGGGAAAGAUGCAGCCGCAUUGCUCUCCUCUUUGAUGCCGCUGCUAUCUGGUCGCCUCUGGACUGGUAAAGAACAUCUUGUGAAAGCACUCGCUACUGUGUUUGCGAGUGCUGGUGACUCUCUGGGCAAUUGUUGGAGUGAAAAGGAGCUGGAGGAGGCGUUCACUACUUUGAAGAGCCAAGCCUCUAAAAAGAGAAAGGACUACGCAGCAGCCGGCUUAUUAGCAUGUGGCACUUUCGCCCAAAGCAUGUCCUACUCAGCAGCAGCAGACUGGUUAUUUGAGAAAGUAGAGGAAAACGUCAAAAAGGCUUUGCAUCCGAGUGAUGAUGAGGAACAAUCGGGGGAUGAAGAAAGCCCGGUUUCUAAGGAAUCAAGAAUAGCAGAAUUCAUUGGUCAGAACAUGACAGCUCUCACCAAGGGUAUUGGUGCCUAUCAUGAAGUGAAGGAAUCCACAACAGCUAUAGAUCAUCUUUGCUCAUAUCUAACGUCGCAGACGAUCUUCUGGAAGGCAAAACAGGCGCUGGUAGUCGGUCUUCUAGAACUUGUUGAAAGCUGGAAGCUUCUAUCAAGCAUAGACUGCACGAAGCUGGUUGAAGCUUUGUUGACUAUGGCUAGUGAGAUGCUCGAACAGCAAAGAAAAUCCAUUGCGAUGCAGUGUCUUUCUGUUGUGUCUAAGAUCGCUCAACGCCCAGACAAUUUCACCAUACGAUGGACUGAAAUAAGAACGAAAUGGGCGAGAAGUCGUGUGGUUCUAGAGACUGGCUUUUUUGACGAUCUCGCAAAUUUGAAGUUGGAAGGCUUUACCGAAAUUCAAUAAUGAGUGCUUGACUAUCAAUAGCGGUCCGAGAAUUUUUUGUAGAGCGUUAGCGACAGGAUUUCCUUUCUCACAAGGGGCGUGGCCAGUUCGAAUUUUCGAAGAAUGUCGAGAAUAUUUGCUUCUCCUACUAGUAGAAACAAACGCACAGUUUUAUACCUAUUAGGCUGCUUGUUGUUUGAAAUUUCGCGACCCAUUUAUCCACUUUCUCGGUCCGUCACUGGUGAGUGAUGUGCUCAAAUAUGCACUGCUUUUUUAAUUGCUCUUGUCAGGUGUUCACUACGGAUAAUAGAACGAAGUGUAAUCAACUAAUAUAUGAUGUAU
This is a messenger RNA of Cylicocyclus nassatus, 5773 nucleotides long. The record is from the annotation of a GenBank genome assembly. Lineage: Eukaryota; Metazoa; Nematoda; Chromadorea; Rhabditida; Strongylidae.